Messenger RNA from Cadophora gregata, 2528 nucleotides. RefSeq lists its product as uncharacterized. The record is from RefSeq and is a predicted model, not a curated record. The coding region runs from base 190 to 2514 and encodes 774 amino acids. Lineage: Eukaryota; Fungi; Ascomycota; Leotiomycetes; Helotiales; Ploettnerulaceae. The transcript has a single exon.
GGGCAGCUCAAGAUGCUUCAACAAACCUUGCCGGGAACAGGUCAGAUAUUUUCGAGUUGCUGGAAACCUGGAGGCGGAUAGAUACACAAUACCACUGCACCAAGCGUCGACACUUCUGGGGGAGCCAUCCGACACCACGACCCCACGAAGACCUGAGAUCAACCAGCGAGCCUUGUGUGGACAAGAAUCAUGGCGUCUGAUGCCGUGCAGUAUUCCUUUCCAGCCAGCUCAAUUAAGAUUCGAAAACACGAAGGAAUGGAAAAUGAUACCUCCAACGGUCUUCCGAAAAGAUCUCAAAGACUCAAGCCGGAGAAGGCUGAUCCAUUUGUGGAAGAGCCUACCAAAAAUUUUGAUGAAAUUGAUCGUGUCUAUAAUGAAGCCCCUGGAGACUACAAAUACAAACCCAUCAAAGGACAAAACUGUAUCCGACUCGUCGAACUGCUUCCUGCAGAUCCUACGGAAAUCAUUCGCAUCAGAGUUUCGUCAGCAGAUCUCGAUGAGAACCCUGAUUAUGAGGCUCUUUCCUACGAGUGGGGCUUCCGUACAAUCACCAAGUCCAGUAGCGUUGGUAUUUUCAAGGUUUCGACCGAGUUUACGUACUUUCGCAAUAUCCUAUGCGAUGGCCUUCGGAUGCAGAUCAUGGACAGUCUGCAUGGCCUGCUGCUUCGUCUGAGAGAUGUAUCCAAGAGCUUGAUUUUGUGGACUGAUGCUAUUUGCAUCAACCAAGAUGACGAGGAUGAGAAACCUCACCAGCUGAUGUUGAUGGGCAGGAUAUAUACCCAAUCUAAGACCGUUCUAUGCUGGAUUGGCGAGGAGAAGCAGAAGACUCACAAAGCUUUUCGACUGAUCGAGAGCCUUGCUGCGGCUUUACGUAUCAAGAUGUCUGUCGAUAUAGAGACGUUCAUUCGUUCUGGGGCUGAGGUCCCCGAGGUCGUCCUCGAUGAAGAUCUUGUGGGAGAGGUUCAAGGCGAUGGUUGGCUGGCUGUUAUGGAUUUAUUCACUCGACCGUACUUUGGCCGAAUAUGGGUCGUGCAAGAGAUUGUCCUCUCUCGAGCCGCGAUAAUAAUUUGUGGCUCGAAUCGGAUUCCCUGGGGCGACUUCCUUAGAGUCAGCAAGCUCAUUUCAUCCCUUGGAACUGUGAUCUACAGGCGUGUCGAAGACGUGACGGAGAAACUAGAGAAUCGAGAAGAUGAGCCUGACUAUAUUCGUCAUGUGAAAGUCAAGGAAAUGGUGGAUCAGACCGAUGAAGAUGCCUUCAACUUCACGACAAAAUGGUACAGAGUCAUCCGUAUUGGAAAUCUACAAGAAGCCAAAAGCAGCGAGUCACGUUCACUGGCUUUGUGUCUUGAGCUACUUCUUGGUCAUGAUGUGACGAAUCCUUUGGACAGGGUAUACGGAAUGUUGGGCAUGAUCACUCCCAGUUCUAUCUUCACCAAGACACGGCCGUUGGUGCCCAGCUACAAGAAGUCAGUUCAAAAGGUCUAUCGAGAGGCAACAAAGUGGGCAAUCAAGGACCUCUUAUCGCUGCGCGUACUCAACCUUUGCGAUAGUCCCGGCACGAAUGUUACACCAAAGCUUCCGAGCUGGGUUCCAGAUCUCGCAAAGGGUCCAGCACAAUGCAGCAAUCAUGUGUCCCAAGCGGUCUCGAACCUAUCGAUGUUCUCGCCGCAGUUCUCUGUCUCGUUCAGCAGGAACAUACUAUCUGUACGAGCACAUGUCGUCGACACAGUAGUUGUUGCUAGACCGCCGUUUACUUUCGGCUUGAAACCGGUGCUCAUGAUGCAGCACUUCAAGGAGUUCGCAUACAGGAUAAUUGAUCAAAGGGAACCAAUUUACCCCACGGGAUGCACGAAGCUCGAAGCAUUCUGGCGAACGCUGAUUGCGAAUUUAAAGUUGAAUGUGGUGGAAGGUACAUGCACAACAGAUCUAGGCCUAGGAUCGAGUUAUGGCAAGCAUUUCAUGAAAUACAACGCUCGAGAAUUCAUCUCGAACUGGGGCCUGCCUUAUCAAUUGACAGGCCAAGAACGCGAUCUUUGGGAAUUGCGGCUUGAAAGAGCACCAUUCCCACUCGAUGAGAUGUUCCCCGAGGAUGUGUAUAACAAUAUUUCUAUACUGGCUCUGAUGGCCAAGCAUUCAUUCGUGAGGUGGAUGUACGAAUGUCUUGGCGAAGGCGACGAGAAUGAGUGGGCUCCUCAGGUCUUGAAAAGAAAUUGGCUUUGUGAUGGUGAUUAUGGACGGCAGUUCUUCUUCACAGAGAAAGGGUGGAUGGGAAUUGGCCAUACUUGUCGAGUUCAGAAGGUAGGUGGUGGGAAUAUUGGUAUUGCCGAAGGCUCUGGAGUCAAAGAGGGAGAUGUGGUUGCGAUUUUGGCUGGGAGUGAGAAAGUAUGGGUCUUGAGGCUGGAUAUGGAUGGGAAUUAUAUUAUUGUUGGACAAGCGUAUGUACAUGGCGUAUCGGAUGGGACUGGAUUUGACGAUAAGCGCCUGCCUGAGAUGGAGUUCAUCAAUAUCAAGUAAUUGAACAGCGAGGC